AAUUUCCUUAAGCUCCUGGACACUGGUGCUGCAGCUCAUUUCAAAAGUGAUAGCAGAAAGAACAACUUACUGGUGAGGGCUGCUGCAAGUACUUGCAUCUAAAAGAUUUGUCCUCCGGUUGUUAUAAUUCCAAAUUGAGCCCCUCAAAAAAUGGCAGGGCACACGUACGUCUUCCAUGUUAAGGAAUCCCUUUACUGCAAGAUCCCAAAGCGAUUUCAAAAUACAGCUCCUCUCUCAAGAGGAGUCUAGGAACCUAGUAUGGAUAAGAAGACCAGCUCAUAACUGGUUUUCCGUAAGCAUUACGAUAUGAAGACUUUGGUGUAAAUGACAUACCUGCUUUAGGAUUGGCAGGGCCGUGAUUAGAAAACUCACUUUAUUUGUGGUCAAUCUAGGAAGUCUUCCUUAGAGCAGGACCUUGAAAUAAGUUGAAUCUGAUAAGUCAGACCAGGCAGUCUGGGGGGAGGCAGGCAGGCAGUGAUGUCCAAAUUUCUGAAUAUGCAGAAUUAGACCAGUGUAUAGGUGUAGGUAAAGCUUUCUUAACAGCAGUUUUUGCUUGCUUGCUCGUAGGGGUGAGAGGUUGCCAGCUCAUUCUUAAUUUCCUGGAUUUCUCUUUUGUAAAAGUGAAAAAGACCAGCAGUGCCUGAAGGAAGAAACAGUGACAGACCUGGAGACUGCAGUUCUUUAUCCCUCACACAGCUGUCUCACCAUGCCUGGGUCACUUCCUUUGAAUGCAGAAGCCUGCUGGCCAAAAGAUGUGGGAAUUGUUGCCGUAGAGAUCUAUUUUCCUUCUCAAUACGUUGAUCAAGCAGAGUUGGAAAAAUACGAUGGUGUAGAUGCUGGAAAGUAUACCAUUGGCUUGGGCCAGGCCAAGAUGGGCUUUUGCACAGAUAGAGAAGAUAUCAACUCUCUUUGCUUGACUGUGGUUCAGAAUCUUAUGACGAGAAAUAGCCUGUCCUAUGAUUGCAUUGGACGACUAGAAGUUGGAACAGAGACAAUCAUCGACAAAUCAAAGUCAGUGAAGACUAAUUUGAUGCAGCUGUUUGAGGAGUCUGGGAAUACAGAUAUAGAAGGAAUAGAUACAACUAAUGCAUGCUACGGAGGCACAGCUGCUGUCUUCAAUGCUGUUAACUGGAUUGAGUCCAGCUCCUGGGAUGGACGGUAUGCCCUGGUAGUUGCUGGAGAUAUUGCUGUAUAUGCCACAGGAAAUGCUAGACCAACAGGUGGAGUUGGAGCUGUUGCUAUGCUAAUUGGGCCAAAUGCUCCUUUAAUUUUUGAGCGAGGGCUUCGUGGGACCCAUAUGCAGCAUGCCUAUGACUUUUACAAGCCUGAUAUGCUCUCUGAGUAUCCUAUAGUGGAUGGAAAACUCUCCAUACAGUGCUACCUCAGUGCAUUAGACCGCUGCUAUUCCGUCUACCGCAAAAAGAUCCGUGCCCAGUGGCAGAAAGAGGGAAAUGAUAGAGAUUUUACUUUGAAUGACUUCGGCUUCGUGAUCUUUCACUCACCAUAUUGUAAACUGGUUCAGAAAUCUCUAGCUCGGAUGUUGCUAAGCGACUUUCUUAAUGACCAGAACAGAGAUAAAAAUAGUAUCUACAGUGGCCUGGAAGCCUUUGGGGAUGUUAAAUUAGAAGAUACCUACUUUGAUAGAGAUGUGGAAAAGGCAUUUAUGAAGGCUAGUUCCGAACUCUUUAAUCAGAAAACAAAGGCAUCUUUGCUUGUAUCAAAUCAAAAUGGAAAUAUGUACACAUCUUCAGUAUAUGGUUCCCUUGCUUCUGUUCUAGCACAGUAUUCACCUCAGCAGUUGGUAGGAAAGAGGAUUGGCAUCUUCUCUUACGGUUCUGGUUUGGCUGCCACCUUGUACUCCCUUAAAGUUACACAAGAUGCUACACCAGGGUCUGCUCUUGAUAAAAUAACAGCAAGUUUAUGUGACCUUAAAUCAAGGCUUGACUCAAGAACUUGUGUGGCACCAGAUGUCUUCGCUGAAAAUAUGAAGCUCAGAGAGGACACUCAUCAUUUGGGCAACUAUAUUCCCCAGGGUUCAAUCGAUUCACUGUUUGAAGGAACAUGGUACCUGGUUAGAGUGGAUGAAAAGCACCGAAGAACUUAUGCUCGGCGCCCCUCUCCAAAUGAUGACUCUUUGGGGGAAGGAGUAGGACUUGUGCAUUCAAACACAGCAACUGAGCAUAUUCCAAGUCCUGCUAAGAAAGUGCCAAGACUCCCUGCAACAGCAGCAGAACCGGAAGCAGCUGUCAUUAGUAACGGGGAGCAUUAAGAUACUUUUGUGAGGUGCAAGACUUCAGUGUGGGUUGGGGUGGAUGGGCUAUGGGAAUGGUUGGGGGAAUGGGAUGUCUGGGGACAAUUUUAAAGGAUUACAUGUUGCCUCAAUUUUUGUGUAACUGACAUGGAGCCUGGAAAACUUGCGUUCUUUGUAAAGUCUUAGCUAAGAUGUUUCCUGUUGUGGUUUAGCUGAUGCUAAAUGUACCCAAAUGACGAGAAGGGCUCUGUAAAACUUCAUACCUCUCUGGCUAUUUGUAUGCAUGAAGGUUAGCUUUUAAAUGUGGUGUAAUGAAUCGUGUGCUUCUGGUAAAAGAAAACAGAGGUACUAGUCUCCACUUUAAUUUUUUUUUUUUUUAAACACGUAAGAAUUUUGUAAUACUUUGAACAAAUAAGAUUACUGAAAAUGUUUGUAGCUUGGGGAAUGUGGUCGUUAAAUGUGAUAUGCACAAACCCUGUUUGAAAUGUGCUCUUUUUCUAAAAUUUAUAAAUCUUAAGGGGAGAGGGAAGAGUUAGGACAGUAGCACUCGUUCUGGAAACUGGAAUGUUGGUUGGUUUAAAUCCAGCCCAGCAGUGACUGACUGUUAUUGUAAUGACUUCGAUGAACAAAGAGAUGCUAGCACUGAGAGACUGCUGGUAUUGACAAGAUGGUACAUUUGGAAGUUCUAAGUCAGCUCCCAAAUCAAAUUCAAAGUAGCCUAUGCUAAACAACAUUGAGAUGUUAUUGGAGCUACGUAUGAGAAGGUUUGUUCCUGCAAUCCUUCUUUGUACCUUAUUUUGAAGGACAAAUGACUCCUUUCUCUGUCUGCCUUUUUUCAUUUAAAGCAAAAAGGUACAGGAUAGGGGCAGGGCGUUAUUAGGUUAGUUCUGAUACUUCAAUGUUAUAAAAUCACCUUAAAGACAACCUAAAUUCAUGAUGUAAGUGUUCUUUUUUCUUUUUGUUUGUAUCUGUCCAAUGAAAAUAAGAAAUUACAACUCAAAUUUUUAUAUACUCUGCCUAGCCAAAAAGAGUAUUCCACUUCAGGGUCUAGAAGUAGAAUUUAUAAAGCAUUUUCUCAGACUUUCACCUUAAAAAACAAAAACAAAAACUAUCACAUGGGGUGGAUAAGAACGCUGGUUAGACAGUUAUGUAGAUCUUUUUGGUGCUGAACUUGACAUGAGCCUUAGAUUGUAAAAUAGAGGUAGUUGGAACUAAUGUACAGAACUAAAUUUUUUAAACUUUAUUUGCUGUAAAAUUCUGUGAAGUUUCAGUUACCUAAAAUAACUUACACAAAUAUGAAAUGUAAUGUUUCAAAUUGCAAGGUAAUGUGUAUUGUAGUGUUUGUAAAAUAUCCUUGUCUAAUAAUAACUAGUAGUAUUGUGAUUUGUACAGUCAUAAUUUGUUAAAAUGACUUCAUUUUAACAUCCACUGAUGUAGGUUAAUAAUGUAAGUUCAGAUUUAAAGAUAAUGGGAAGCGGUGCAUGUAAUACUUACGCAAGUAUUGGGAGUUUGGUAUGUUUUGAAAAAAAGUAUUUUAACUUUCGGGGGCCAGGAAAUGGGUUUUCUCAAAGUCCAUUGCCGGCAAUGGGCAGGCCUAGUAAUGCUUGGCACAGAGCAUUAACUGCACACCUUAUUAACAGAGAGGUGAAUAACUUUGAAAUAAAGUUUUAGAGAAAUAUUUCAGA
Trichechus manatus latirostris (Florida manatee) is the source of this 3936-nucleotide messenger RNA. It is a transcript of the gene HMGCS1, whose product is annotated as 3-hydroxy-3-methylglutaryl-CoA synthase 1. Gene Ontology annotation, molecular function: hydroxymethylglutaryl-CoA synthase activity. The record is from RefSeq and is a predicted model, not a curated record. The transcript has 11 exons. Bases 707 to 2269 code for a protein of 520 amino acids. Lineage: Eukaryota; Metazoa; Chordata; Mammalia; Sirenia; Trichechidae. Gene Ontology annotation, biological process: acetyl-CoA metabolic process.